Molecule: messenger RNA, 1038 nt
Organism: Naegleria lovaniensis
Lineage: Eukaryota; Heterolobosea; Eutetramitea; Acrasida; Naegleriidae
Exons: 3
Coding region: 1-1038 (345 amino acids)
Biological process (GO): oxaloacetate metabolic process
Molecular function (GO): magnesium ion binding; catalytic activity
Source: RefSeq, a predicted model, not a curated record
AUGAAUCAAAAGCUGAUCAAAAUCAACGCAAUUCUUAAUUCCAAUCCGAAAUUUGCUCUAUUGAAGCAGCAUGUUGGUAUGAUCCGAUCAUUUUCUUCCAAGCCGACGAAUUAUCAAGAAUCAACAAAUUUGGAUAUAAUGAGAUCCCUGUUGUAUAUUCCUGGUAAUAGUGAGAAAAUGUUGAACAAAAUUCAUUCCAUGAAGGAACGGCCUGAUGUGUUUGUUCCCGAUUUGGAAGAUUCUGUUCCAUAUCAUCAGAAAGAAGAAGCAAGAAAAAUCGUGAGAGAUUUUCUCUUAUCGACUUUUACACCAGAUUUAGUUUCCGAAUAUAGAAUGCAUAUUAUUCCUCGCGUGAAUAGGGAAUGGGAAUUUCUUGAAAGCGAUUGUGAAGCUGUGGCAAUUCCAGGAGUUGUAUCCGCAAUUAAUGUAGGAAAGACCUCCUCCAUUGCUGAUGUUUUUGAUAUAGAUCAGCUGUUGACAAGAAUUGAGAACAAAUUAAAUGUACCACAAUAUACAUUUAGAAUUAUUCCAUCCAUAGAAUCGGCAAUAGGAUUGGUACAUGCUUAUCAAAUUUGUAGCUGUUUACCUCAAAGAACGAUUGGAGUUGCAUUUGGUGGAGACGAUUAUGCACACGAUCUUGGAUUUACAAGAGAUACAACUCAAGUGGUUGAAAAGGAAUUGACAUUUGCAAGAUCUGCUGUUGCAGUUGCAGCAAGAGCGGCAGGUAUUCCAUCAUUUGAUACACCCAAUGUAAAUUUCAAAAACUUGGAUGGUCUGAAAGAAGAAUCCAUGGCAGUGAAAAACAUGGGCAUGAAAGGAAAAUUUGCAAUUCAUCCUAGCCAAAUUCCAGUGCUCAAUCAAGUGUUUGGGCCCUCAUCACAUGAAAUUGAAGAAGCAACAAUAAUUGUAGAGGCUUAUGAAAAAGCAGCAAAAGAAAACAAUCGUGGCAGUUGUCAAGUGAAUGGCAGAAUGGUCGAUAUGCCUGUUUAUCGAAAUGCAAAACAAGUAUUGGCAUGGGCUAACAAGACCAGAAAGUAA